Dinoponera quadriceps is the source of this 2714-nucleotide messenger RNA. It is a transcript of the gene Naam, whose product is annotated as pyrazinamidase/nicotinamidase. The transcript is spliced from 6 exons. Bases 370 to 2223 code for a protein of 617 amino acids. Gene Ontology annotation, molecular function: calcium ion binding; RNA binding. The record is from RefSeq and is a predicted model, not a curated record. NCBI's taxonomy places the organism in Eukaryota, Metazoa, Arthropoda, Insecta, Hymenoptera, Formicidae.
AGUUAAUUUUCGUCAAUAUAUUUCCAGUUAAAUGAAAAAUGGCGACCGCUCAAUUUCGUCUUUCACUUGAGUUUUCAGAACGAAAAAUUAUUUGACUCGAAAAUACGAUACAGGCGUUUUAAAGAAGAAACUUGAAACUUUUCACGUAUUUGUUAACGAAUGUCGGAUGCACUUUUUGAAUCAGUGCAGCCAGUUCAACUAAAUAGAGCGGACCAAAAGUGCAUCCAUCAGGUGGGAGAUCAGAACGUUCCCCUACUUCGCAGUGAUGUAACCUCUCAAUGAUACUUUGUUUAUCAACAAUAAUUUCCAACAAAAAUUAAACGAGUUGUGUGAAAGUUAAAUGUUUUAAAUAUUAUUGGGAUUAAAACAAUGGAUGAAUAUCCGUCCAUAAACGUUCGUCUGGCGACAAAUAGAGUGGAUUUUAAUUUAAUAACUAACGAAGGCAUCGAGACGCGGCUAUACACGCCCGGUGAAGAGAUAUCCAAUCAGCCGGAUUUUCUGAGAGGUCACGGAACCUACGUAGAUGAAGAUAACACGUUGCGUGCCGCGGUAGGUGGAGUGCUGGAGAAAGUGAACAAGCUCAUAUCAGUCAGACCCCUAAAAGCACGUUAUCAAGGCGAGAUCGGUGAUGUCGUGGUGGGACGAAUAACGGAGGUACAACAAAAACGUUGGAAGGUUGACACGAAUUCCAAGCUUGACUCGGUACUACUAUUAUCCAGUGUUAAUCUUCCAGGCGGUGAAUUGAGAAGAAGAUCAGCUGAGGAUGAGCAGACGAUGCGUAGGUAUUUGCAAGAAGGAGACCUGGUUUGUGCGGAAGUACAGUCGAUCUUCGCCGAUAGCUCGCUCUCGCUGCAUACUCGUGUACUGAAGUACGGCAAAUUAUCGCAAGGUAUAAUGCUGAAGGUGCCACCGGUGCUGAUACAGCGCAAGAAAACGCACUUCCACAAUCUGGAGAACGGUGCCAAUUUGAUACUCGGGAACAACGGUUACGUGUGGAUCGGCGCAAACACUCAGAACGUCGACAGGUCGGAGGGUGGAUUUACGGAGGACCUUUCGCGCAUUCCGCAGGAAAAUCGCGAGGUGUGCGCGCGAUUGCGCAACUGCGUGCUGAUUCUGGCACAAUGCAACAUGCUGCUGUCCGAUACGUCGGUGACGUACGCAUACGAGGAGUCGAUGAAGUACACGCUCUUAGAAACGCGUCGUAGUCGACAGAGCAACAGAGACAUGGACGCAUGUUUUAACGCCUUCGACAAGGACGGCGACGGAUUUCUGUCAAUCUCGGAAUUUGAACUUAUUUGCCGCUCGCUAUUUCGCAACGACCGCGGUAAGAUCUACGGCCUCGAGGAGGAACAGUUGCGGGAGGUGUAUUCGAUUUUCGAUCUCAAGGGCGAUGGCAUGAUCGAUAGGGAAGAAUUUGAGGUAUGUUGGAACCGAUGGAUUAAAACAUGCACCCGGCCGAAAAGCGUCUUCUUAAUAGUGGACGUGCAAAACGACUUUAUAACGGGUUCUCUGAACAUCAAGCACUGCGCUGCGCAACACGACGGCUCGGAAGUGAUCGAGCCGAUCAAUCGGCUGCUAGAAACCGUGCCGUUCGACGUUGUAUUUUAUUCUCUGGACUGGCAUCCCGUGGAUCACGUGUCUUUCAUCGACAACUUACAUCUCAGAGAAGUGGAUGCCAGCAGCGGUAUCGCGAAGGAAGCGGCGCGGGUGUACGACACGGUGACGUUCCAUGGGCCGCCGUUGCUGAAGCAACGCCUGUGGCCGCGCCACUGCGUGCAGGACUCGUGGGGCGCUGAGCUGCACAAGGACCUGAAGAUCGUCGAGGACGCGAUCAAGAUCUACAAGGGCACGAAUCCGGAGGUGGAUUCGUACUCGGUCUUCUGGGACAACAAGAAGCUGACGGAGACGACGUUGUCGUCGCAGCUGCAGCAGAAGGGCGCGACCGACAUCUACAUCUGCGGCUUGGCGUACGACGUGUGCGUGGGAGCGACCGCGGUGGACGCCCUCACCAGCGGCUAUCGCACGAUACUGAUCGACGAUUGCAGCCGCGGCGUCGACCUCGUCGACAUCGAGAAGACCAAGGCCACUGUGAUAGCCAGUAACGGUGUAAUAGUGAACUCCAGCCAGGUGAAGGCAAUGGUGGAAGGGAGGGAUCGCCGACCGGAGCUGGGUUACAAGCUCGCGUUAGAGAUCAAGCAUAAAUUGAGCCUCGAUGAGGAAUAAUGUAGCAGUAGGUUUCUGGUAGUCUAUAUUUAGGUGCUUUGUAUUAGACGAAUGUAUUAGCGUAAAAGAAUUUCGCUUUACAGAACCUGUUAUAGGCAUAAAAUAGCAAAUUUCCCGGGCAACAGAAUGUCUAAAAUCAAGAUACGUCUUCAAUACGUAACGUCUCGAUUUUAGAUUCUCUGUUACCUGGGUCUUGUCAAUUGAUAUGGAAAUGUAAAGAAAAAAAAGUUAAGAAAACUAAUAGAUGUAGUAUAAAUAUGUAAAAAUAAAUAAGAAUGAAUGUAUCCUCUUUGAACAAGGGUUCGAAAUAAGCCUAAGAAUGACUGUUAAAGUAGGGAUUAAUUUGUUAAGGCUCCUGGAUGCUCACUUUGGCUGUCCUUCUUUAACGACGUCAGAAGCGAGGAAAAUCAUGCCAAUUUAUGUGACGAUAAUAUAUGUGGAAAUAAAAGAAUAUACGCACAAAACAACACUUGUGACCGAUUCAUUUGUAA